Messenger RNA from Thlaspi arvense, 846 nucleotides. NCBI's taxonomy places the organism in Eukaryota, Viridiplantae, Streptophyta, Magnoliopsida, Brassicales, Brassicaceae. The record is from the annotation of a GenBank genome assembly.
UAUAAAAUGGUCAUACUAAUGCAGUACGAGAAAGUUGAGAAGAUCGGUGAAGGAACCUACGGUGUGGUUUAUAAGGCGCGAGACAAAGUGACGAAUGAGACAAUAGCUUUGAAGAAGAUCCGUCUGGAGCAGGAGGAUGAAGGUGUACCUAGCACAGCAAUUAGAGAAAUCUCCCUCUUGAAAGAAAUGCAGCACAGCAACAUUGUCAAGUUGCAGGAUGUAGUGCACAGCGAGAAGCGUUUGUAUCUGGUUUUUGAGUAUCUUGACUUGGAUCUCAAAAAGCACAUGGACUCAUCUCCUGACUUCUCAAAGGAUCUACACAUGAUCAAAACAUACCUUUACCAGAUUCUCCGUGGAAUUGCGUAUUGCCACUCUCACAGGGUUCUUCAUCGUGAUCUAAAGCCACAGAAUUUGUUGAUUGAUCGCCGCACGAACUCACUUAAGCUUGCAGAUUUUGGACUGGCCAGAGCAUUCGGCAUUCCUGUCAGGACAUUUACUCAUGAGGUGGUUACUCUCUGGUACCGAGCACCAGAGAUACUUCUAGGAUCUCAUCAUUACUCUACCCCCGUUGAUAUUUGGUCUGUGGGAUGCAUAUUUGCCGAGAUGAUUAGCCAAAAGCCCUUAUUUCCUGGAGACUCCGAGAUUGAUCAACUCUUCAAGAUUUUCAGAAUCAUGGGAACUCCACACGAGGAUACAUGGCCCGGGGUAACUUCUCUACCGGAUUAUAAAUCUGCUUUCCCUAAAUGGAAACCAACGAAAAUGCUGUUGAUGGAUCCGACCAAAAGAAUCAACGCAAGAGCUGCCCUGGAGCAUGAUUACUUCAAGGAUCUUGGCGGCAUGCCUUAG